This is a messenger RNA of Lacerta agilis (Sand lizard), 808 nucleotides long. RefSeq names its product ovo like transcriptional repressor 1 (gene OVOL1). Gene Ontology annotation, molecular function: RNA polymerase II cis-regulatory region sequence-specific DNA binding; DNA-binding transcription factor activity, RNA polymerase II-specific. The transcript has 4 exons. NCBI's taxonomy places the organism in Eukaryota, Metazoa, Chordata, Lepidosauria, Squamata, Lacertidae. Gene Ontology annotation, cellular component: nucleus. Bases 17 to 793 code for a protein of 258 amino acids. Gene Ontology annotation, biological process: epidermal cell differentiation; regulation of transcription by RNA polymerase II. The record is from RefSeq and is a predicted model, not a curated record.
GCUCACCAAAACAAAGAUGCCCAGAGCUUUCCUCGUGAAGAAAACUUGCGUUUCUACCGGCAAGAGGAAUUGGAGCGAACUUCCCGAUGAAGAAAGAGGCGAGAUCUACGUCCCAGUCUCCUUGGGCGGCUAUGCCCUGUGGAAGGAUCUGGAGCCUUCAGUGGCCGAGCCGCCGUCAUACCCGAUGCCCUUGGACAUGACGAUACGGAGCUCCACCUACACGGCCGCCCAGCCCCAUUGCACAGCCCAGGUCCCAAGUGGGGUGCCUCAGGAUGAAGAGCCGGGGUUCUUGCACCCCAAGAUCAAGGUGACGCAAGGCGACGGCCCCGGGGAGCAGUUCUCCUGCCCCUACUGCAAGAAGGGCUUCUCCUACCAGCGCAUGCUGAACCGCCACUUGAAAUGCCACAGUCAGGUGAAGCGCCACCUCUGCCCCUACUGCAACAAGGGCUUCAACGACACCUUUGAUCUCAAGCGCCAUGUCCGGACGCACACAGGCGUCCGCCCUUACAAAUGCGACCUCUGCGACAAGGCUUUCACCCAGCGCUGCUCGCUGGAGUCUCACCUGAAGAAGAUCCAUGGGGUGCAGCAGAGCUAUGCCUACAAGGAGCGCCGCGCCAAGCUGUACGUCUGCGAGGAGUGCGGCUCCACAGCCGACAGCCAGGAAAGCCACUUGCGCCACCUCCAGGAACGCCACCCCGACAGCCCACUGCUGCGCAAGGCCACGCGCAAGACGGCUGCCGCUGUCCACGCUGGCGUGGCACCCACCCUGCUGCAGGGGGGGCCUUGCCUCUGAAAUGUGCGCCUGAGU